Molecule: messenger RNA, 2374 nt
Organism: Anoplopoma fimbria (sablefish)
Lineage: Eukaryota; Metazoa; Chordata; Actinopteri; Perciformes; Anoplopomatidae
Gene: rbm34
Product: RNA binding motif protein 34
Exons: 12
Coding region: 85-1362 (425 amino acids)
Molecular function (GO): RNA binding
Source: RefSeq, a predicted model, not a curated record
GGGAGAUAAUUUGCAGUAGGGCGGGCUGUGUGCUGGUAGGAAAAACGUGUGAACAAUAAACCUGUGGAAUCUCAGGAAGAAACCAUGAAGAAGGCACCCAAGAAGAGUGAGGAGGCGUUGUCGGGGCAACCACCAGCUGACUACGAGGUGGGACAGGUGUCAGGAAGUUUGUUCAAGAAGAAAUCUGCGGCCUCCGGAUCUCUGUCGGCUUUAUUCAGCACCGCUGCACCGGCUGGUCCUCUUCUGUUUCAGCCUGCACCCAAGCCUGUUCAGAAGAUCACAGAGGAAAAGGAGGAACAGAAGGAAACUCCAGAGGUGAAAGGUCAACCCGGUCAGAAGAAGAAGACGAAUCAGAAGCAACUUCUGGAGAAAUCAGAAGCCGACCAGAAGCUGGAAAACAGGGAGAUCAGUUUACAGAACGCCGACGAGGACGAGCAAGGGCCGGCGGCGCCCGCAAAAAAGAAGAAGAGGAAAGCGCCGGAGCCGGACGGGCAGACCAGUGCGGAGCAGUGGGUGAUGAAGAGGCAGAAGCUGAAAGCCGUGAAAGAGGAGGAGGCGAUGAAGGUGAAGAGGACGGUGUUUGUUGGCAACCUGCCCAUCAGCUGCAACAGGAAGACACUGCAAAGCCUCUUCAGAGAUCAAGGAUCCAUCGAGUCCAUCCGGUUUCGCUCUGUGGUCAGAGAGGAUCCCCUCAUGUCCCGCAAAGUAGCAGUUAUCCAACGCAAAAUUCAUCCAAAAAAGCAAAGCAUGAACGCCUACGUGGUGUUUAAAGACGAGGCCGCAGUCGCCAACGCGCUAGAGAGGAACGGCAUGGAGAUCGAGACAGGCUUUCACAUCCGAGUGGACAAAGUGACGGACGGCACAUCGUACGAUAACAAACGCUCCGUGUUCGUGGGGAAUCUGUCGUUCGAGAUGAAGGAACUGACUUUUCGGCGGCACUUUGAGGAGUGUGGCCCGGUGGAGGCUGUACGAGUGGUGCGAGACCAGAACUCUGGACUCGGGAAAGGAUUCGGUUACAUCCUGUUUGAGAGCGCCGACUCGGUGCAGCUGGCGUUGGAGCUGGACGGCACCAAACUGGAGGGCAGACCCAUCCGGGUGAAGAGGGCAGAGAGGCAGAAGAAUAAAACGGACAGUAAAGGAACCAAAGGAAGGACCGACAAGGGCCCCAUGAAGGGCCCCAAGAAGGGCCCCAUGAAGGGCUCGGGGCAGGAGAGAGGAGGUUUCAAGUCUAACAAGAAGUUCUCUGGAAACCAGCAGAAUUUGACCAAGAGCUCCAACUCCUUCAAAGGAGAGAUGGUGGAUCAUAUCAAAAAGAAAGUGCUGAAGAAGAAACAGAAGCCCAGAAAGAAAGUUCAUAUCUGAUCUACAUCUUAAUGAAAUAAAAAAGUGUGUGAGGACUAAACAACAGUUUAAAGAUGAACAAAAAGCCGGAAUUUCUAGUUUGUCAACGAUGACGGAGUAGUGAUGGGCCUCUGUUGGGAAAAAUAAUCUGAAUCGGAGGUGGUGAAGUUAUAAUUCGUGUGGACAAUAAUGGUGAGAUGUAUGUGUGACAUUAGUUUUGGUUUUCCACCUCCGAUGAGGAGCAGCUCACUGCCGACGGUUCUCUGUCUCAGACGGUCUGAAUGAGAUACUACUAAAUCACUAUUGGGGCAAGUUAAGUUGUUUUUCAAAUAUUACAACAUUAUUUUCAUAACAUUACGACUUUAUUCUCGAUUUACAGAUAUGUGGGUAAUGUUUUAAAUGUGCAAAAAGGUUUUGUGAAACACAUAUGAGCUAUUAAAGUCCAGAGGACACGGCAGAUAUAACGUUAAAUAUUUGAAAGGACAACAGAAUAUCAGAAAAUUAGUGUAUUAUAUUUGAUUUGUCACCUGGCAUAUGAAUUUCGUGUUUUCCGUCACAUACAUAAAGACAUUUCCACCAUGAAUCACUGCAUUAAAGAAGUCCCCAGACUGCCGUUUGUUCCUGCUUCUAAAAGGUGAUGACACGUUCAAGGCAACAAGGAAGAAGUAGAGGUGGCUUAAUUACGUUAUAAACAACGGUCAGCGGCGGGAAGUAAAAGUCUUCUUUCACCGUUUCUUUUUGGGUCUCAGUGGUCAGACCUCACAGGAAGUCAUCAUCCCAUGAACAGUUAUUAGCUCUGAUCUGUGAGACAGUUGAACUUCAAUCCUCCUCCAAUCACCAUUAUCCAAUAAGGAGCAAGAUAAAAGCAACUAGCUUAUAACUGAAGUCCUCUUCAAAAUAAAUGUGUAUAGCUAGUGAACUGUUGAACUAUGUAUAUCAUUAUAUUCUCUCAUUUGUAUGUAUACAUGCUACAUUUUAUUCCCAUAGCCAUCUUUCAGAAUGAAAUAAGAAGUGAUGUUUUGCCUUCAAAAUA